This is a messenger RNA of Phycomyces blakesleeanus NRRL 1555(-), 798 nucleotides long. RefSeq lists its product as hypothetical. The record is from RefSeq and is a predicted model, not a curated record. Lineage: Eukaryota; Fungi; Mucoromycota; Mucoromycetes; Mucorales; Phycomycetaceae. The transcript is spliced from 4 exons. Bases 1 to 798 code for a protein of 265 amino acids.
AUGGCCCCAGCGGAUCAAGCCAGCUACGAACAUUAUCUUGUAGCAAGGCAAGCAGUUCAAGAACACGCAGUGAAUGCCCUUACACCUACUCAAGACCAAAAGACGAUUCUCAUCAUCAUUGGCGUUUACACCGCUGCAAUUCUUGUAUUAUGGAACAUGCCGAUUAUAAAGAUCAUUCUUUCACCAUUCAAGUUAUUGACGGUUGGCCUUCAUGAAUUCUCGCACGCCAUCGUUGGAUGUCUCACCUGUGCAAAAAUCGAGUCUAUUGAAAUUGAUCCAGACGAAGGAGGAGUUACAAGAAUGCGUGGUGGGAUUCCCAUGUGUACCUUGCCUGCUGGUUACCUCGGCUCAUCUCUAAUCGGCGCAGUUUUGGUAAUGUGUGGCUUUAAUAUCCUGGCUUCAAAAGUAGCGUCGAUUAUCCUUGGCGUCUGUCUGCUAUUUACACUCUGGUGGGCCAAGAAUUGGUUGACCAGAUGUAUUGGAUUACUAUUUAUUGGCGUCAUGGUGUUUCUAUGGUGGUUGGCUCAUGGUGAAGGUCUUAAAUACUUUGUUCUGUUUGUGGGCGUUAUGUCAUGUCUUUAUUGCUUGUGGGACAUCCUGGACGACCUUGUAUUUCGAAAAGCGUUUGAAUCAGAUGCUUCCAAGUUUGCAAAACUGUGUGGAUCAUGCAUGUCCAGCAGAGUUUGGGGAGUUUUAUGGUUUAUCAUCAGUCUCUUGUUCUUUGUGGCUGGUAUUCUUAUUGGCUUGGCAGCUUUCAAAGGUAAUAUAUAUAUAAAAAAGCAUAAUAAUUGGGGGUGA